This is a messenger RNA of Conger conger (European conger), 951 nucleotides long. Its product is annotated as keratin-associated protein 5-1-like. Bases 1 to 951 code for a protein of 316 amino acids. NCBI's taxonomy places the organism in Eukaryota, Metazoa, Chordata, Actinopteri, Anguilliformes, Congridae. The transcript is spliced from 2 exons. The record is from RefSeq and is a predicted model, not a curated record.
AUGUGGGGAGCCGGGCCUGCGUGUGGGGAGCCGGGCCUGCGUGUGGGGACCCUGCGUGUGGGGAGCCGGGCCUGCGUGUGGGGAGCCGGGCCUGCGUGUGGGGACCCUGCAUGUGUGGACCCUGCAUGUGGGGAGCCGGGCCUGCGUGUGGGGACCCUGCAUGUGGGGAGCCGGGCCUGCGUGUGGGGACCCUGCAUGUGGGGAGCCGGGCCUGCAUGUGGGGAGCCGGGCCUGCGUGUGGGGACCCUGCGUGUGGGGAGCCGGGCCUGCGUGUGUGGACCCUGCGUGUGGGGACCCUGCGUGUGGGGAGCCGGGCCUGCGUGUGUGGACCCUGCAUGUGGGGAGCCGGGCCUGCGUGUGUGGACCCUGCGUGUGGGGAGCCGGGCCUGCGUGUGGGGAGCCGGGCCUGCGUGUGGGGAGCCGGGCCUGCGUGUGUGGACCCUGCGUGUGGGGAGCCGGGCCUGCGUGUGUGGACCCUGCGUGUGUGGACCCUGCAUGUGGGGAGCCGGGCCUGCGUGUGUGGACCCUGCGUGUGGGGACCCUGCAUGUGGGGAGCCGGGCCUGCGUGUGGGGACCCUGCGUGUGUGGACCCUGCAUGUGGGGAGCCGGGCCUGCGUGUGGGGAGCCGGGCCUGCGUGUGUGGACCCUGCGUGUGGGGAGCCGGGCCUGCGUGUGUGGACCCUGCGUGUGGGGAGCCGGGCCUGCAUGUGGGGAGCCGGGCCUGCGUGUGGGGAGCCGGGCCUGCGUGUGGGGAGCCGGGCCUGCGUGUGGGGAGCCGGGCCUGCAUGUGGGGACCCUGCGUGUGUGGAGCCGGGCCUGCGUGUGGGGACCCUGCAUUGGAUGGGAGCUGUCCACAGUGCUGAAACCUACUCCCAGUGGCCAGCAGAGGAUGUCUCCACAGUGCUGAAUCCUACUCCCAGUGGCCAGCAGAGGAUCUCUCCACAGUGCUGA